AUGCCAGAAAUUAAGCAAUUCACUCUCGCAGAAAUCGCUUCACACAAUACCAGGAAAUCUUUGUAUGUAGCUAUCCACGGAAAAGUCUAUGAUGUGACAUAUUUCAUAGAUGAGCAUCCUGGUGGAGAUGAAGUACUAUUCGAGGAAGCUGGUAGAAAUGCUACUGAAUCUUUUGACGACGUAGGGCACUCAGACGAAGCGCAUGAAAUAUUGAAGAGAUACUAUAUUGGUGAAUUGAAGGAUGUUCCAACACCAUCCAAGGCACCGAUAGUAUCCAAAGCACCAACGAAGUCGCAAUCUUAUACUACUCCCAAAGCACCUCAACCGAAAUCAAGCAGUAAUUUCGGAUUACUUGUGCCAGUUGGAAUAUUUAUUGCUUAUAUUGCCUACAAAUAUUUUGUUUCAUCUUCAGAAUAA
Messenger RNA from Ambispora leptoticha, 417 nucleotides. The record is from the annotation of a GenBank genome assembly. Lineage: Eukaryota; Fungi; Glomeromycota; Glomeromycetes; Archaeosporales; Ambisporaceae.